AACAUGCCACCAACAUCGGUACAAUACCAUCAAGUCACUAGAUGCAUUGACAUGGCAGUACAGUGCAUGCAGGAAAAACCAGGACAUAGACCUUCUAUAUCGGAAAUAAUCCACAUUUUGAGUGAACCUGGGAGGAUGAAUGGUAACCCUGACGAGAGUAAUCAUCUUCCCACAGACAUUAGUAUAUAUAUCUUGGAGCAGUUCCAGUUUGUGCGAAAUCUCCAGCAGUUCUGGAAAGAGGAACCGAGAUUUCUCUCGGGUCUUCCACCACCCGCCCGAGCUCCCACCCCGCCGCUCUGUCCAAGAUCCGCUCCGGCCGCCGCCCGUCCGAGCUUCACCCGUCCAAGUCAAACUCCUCCACUGCCGUCAGAUCGAGCUGCUCCGACCUGGCUCCAUCAGAGCUCCUCCGACUCGGGUCCAUCCGAUCUCCUCUACCCUAGCCAGACACACCUGGCUCCUACGUGCUCUGUUCUGCCGCCUGAGAUCGGUAGCCUCCUCCUCUCGUGUGCUUAGAUCGCCUUGAGGCAGUUCCAGUUUGUGCUUGCUAGACUGCAUACAUGGCCAAAUCUCUAGCAGCGUGUACCUAGAAUGGAGGACACACGUGUGCUGGAGCUUAUACUUGAAGGAAAGGAGAACCCGACGAAUCUGUCAUUGGCACUGUUACAUAAAAUCACCAAUGGUUUCUCCGAAGAGAGAAAGAUUGGUCAGGGUGGAUUUGGAGAGGUUUACAAGGGUGUGCUCCCAAACGGGAUAUUUGUUGCUGUGAAGAGGAUCGUAAACCCAAUUGAUGACCAGCCAUUUCGUCGUGAGUUUAAUAUCCUAACAAAGAUUGAUCAUCAAAAUGUAGUCAGGUUUCUUGGCUUCUGUUCUAAUUCAUAUCAGAUACCGACAAAAGAGGCUCAAUCAGAAGAAAUUAAUUUGGCCAGCGUAAAAGCAAAAUUGUUCUGUUUCGAGUAUAUCAGCAAAGGAAGCCUUGAUCAGCAUAUUAGUGAUGAAUUAAGGGGACUUGAUUGGGAAACACGUUAUGAAAUCAUCAUGGGAAUCUGCCAGGGUCUGUGUUAUCUUCACAAUGAAAAAAACAUUAUUCAUAUGGACCUUAAACCAGCAAACAUAUUACUAGGUGAUAAAAUGGUUCCAAAACUAACGGAUUUUGGUUUGUCAAGACCAAAUAAAAACUCACGUACUAUGGCACAACCUAUUGGAACACGAGGAUAUAUCGCUCCAGAAUACGAAAAAGAUGGGGAAAUUUCCUUCAAGGCUGACAUAUAUAGUUUGGGUGCCAUAAUCAUAGAAUUAGUAAAGGGGUGUAAGGGCGUCCCUCACAAAAAUAAUGUACUUCGAAGAUGGAGACACAGGUGGAAUAAGCCACCAACAUCGGUACAAUACCAUCAAGUCACUAGAUGCAUUGACAUGGCAGUACAGUGCAUGCAGGAAAAACCAGGACAUAGACCUUCUAUAUCGGAAAUAAUCCACAUUUUGAGUGAACCUGGGAGGAUGAAUGGUAACCCUGACGAGGUAAGGCCAACUCUAACGAAUCCCCUAAAAAAUAGAGGAGUAAACCUUAGUGGAAUAUGUUUGUGGAACACCACCUCCUCCAUCCUCCCCCCCCCCCUCGCCGCCGCCAAGGGCCACUACCAGGCAAAGCCCGGGCAGUGCCGGUGGCGGCGGUGCCUCUCCCCUAGCGCGCCUCUCCCUCCUUCAUUGUGGAGGCCUAGUUUUUCCUGGUGA
Molecule: messenger RNA, 1728 nt
Organism: Triticum aestivum (bread wheat)
Lineage: Eukaryota; Viridiplantae; Streptophyta; Magnoliopsida; Poales; Poaceae
Product: putative receptor-like protein kinase At4g00960
Exons: 9
Coding region: 589-1728 (379 amino acids)
Biological process (GO): protein phosphorylation
Molecular function (GO): ATP binding; protein kinase activity
Source: RefSeq, a predicted model, not a curated record